Stomoxys calcitrans (stable fly) is the source of this 1804-nucleotide messenger RNA. Its product is annotated as phospholipase B1, membrane-associated-like. The record is from RefSeq and is a predicted model, not a curated record. NCBI's taxonomy places the organism in Eukaryota, Metazoa, Arthropoda, Insecta, Diptera, Muscidae. Gene Ontology annotation, biological process: phospholipid metabolic process. The coding region runs from base 398 to 1804 and encodes 468 amino acids. The transcript is spliced from 4 exons. Gene Ontology annotation, molecular function: glycerophospholipase activity.
GUUUUAUCUGUUUUUUUUUUCUAUUCGUUGGAUACGGUCUUAUCACAUUUUAAUGUCAAGCUUUGAUGGUGAUGCUCAAUGAAUGGCAUUUUAAAAUGUCGGCAUACCAUUGGAAGGAAAAUACCGGAAAACAACAAGGCAACAUCCUGUGCGGAAUAUAACAUACACCUACACACAUACUCGUACACUCAUAAACAAAUAUGCAUGGGUGUGAGAGUGCAAGGGAAACGUCACAAAAUAAAUUUUUCGAAAGCGUAGUAGUAAUUUCCCCAAAGGGUCACCGAAGAUGACGACGAUGAUGAUGAGGAGGAUGAUGAUGGUGAUCAUGACAAAGUCGAAGGGUUGCAAGUGCCACCUCCACCCUUCAGGGUAUCACAUGUUGAGGUAGCAACAAAGUAUGACGCUCCAUGGAAAUCAGUUGCUGCGUAAAAGAAAACCUUUGCUUGAAGUCAUAUUUGCCACCACAUCAAAGAUGAAAUCUAGUGCCAUCCUUACUCAAGCCUUGCUACUGCUGCUUUUUUGCUCCAUCUGUAAGGGAGGAUUUAAGAAUAGGAACCUCGAUUACCUCUUGACAAAAUCUGGGAUUCGUAAGGCCGACUUCAACUUGAGGGCUGCUAAUGAUGGCAACAUUCUGGUCACCAAUUGGGAUGAUGGGGCUCGAAAAUUGAUUGUGCUGGCACGAAGGGCCUUUCUCAAAUACUCUGACCACAAAUGGCAACAUUUGUAUAUUAACAAUUGGAAGAGGGGUAAAAUACAAAGGUCUCGUUUAGCUAGAGAAUUUCCUUGCUCAUUGAAUGGUACCAAAUCUGCUGAAAUUCCCACGAAUGUUAACUCUCUAAGACCAGGAGAUAUUGAUGUAAUAGCAGCUAUAGGUGAUUCCCUAUCGGCAGGCAAUGGCAUGCUCUCUAAGACCUUUAUUAACUUGCUGGCUGAAUUUCGUGGCAUGGCCUUUUCGGGUGGUGGCAUGGCCGAUUGGAGAAGCACCUUAACUUUACCAAAUAUCUUGAAAAUGUUCAAUCCCAACUUGUAUGGCUUUGCUACGGCCAAUGUUUUGGCAAUAGAUAGAGAGGCCCAUUUCAAUAUCGCCGAGCCUAUGAUAAUGUCACGUGAUUUAUUGUAUCAAGUGCAGGUGUUCAUACAACGCCUUAAGACAGAUCCUCGAGUUGAUAUGAAAAGGCAUUGGAAGCUAUUGACCAUCUUUGUGGGUAAUUUGGAUGUAUGCUUUGAGCUUUGUCGCAACUCUGAUUUAUGGUCUAAACUAAGGCAACACGAAGUGGAUUUGUUGGAUGCCUUCACCUUGUUGCGAGAUACCGUUCCCCGCCUAGUGGUGAAUUUAAUGCCUGCUCCCAAUAUGGUCACCACUUUGGGUCAAAUGAGGAAUGUGCCUUUGCCUUGUCAAGCCGUUCACAGCUUUGGUUGCCGCUGUGUCUUCAGUGAAUCCUAUAAUGAAACUCAUUUACGCCUGGCAUCGGAGUAUUUUACUCGUUGGCAGGCAAUUGAUGAAUACGUGGCAGGUUUGCCUGCCUUUCAGACGGACGAUUUUGCAAUUCUCUACCAACCGUUGACCGCAAAUGCUAUUUUGCCCAGAAUGGGGAAUGGUGAUAUUGAUUUGAGAUUUUUUUCCAGCGAUUGUUUUCACUUUAGCCAAUUGGGUCAUGCUGCUAUGGCCAAUGGCCUGUGGAAUAAUAUGCUUCAAGCACCUGGACAAAAGGAGUCCGUCAUCAGAGAACCAUUUGAUUGGUUUGUGUGUCCUACGGCGGAGAGACCCUUUAUAGCAACAUUAAAAAAUAGUAUUACAUAUUAA